GGUGGAGGUGGUCUGAUGGCUGGCUGUGUCGUGUGUCUGGUGGAUGAUUGUCUCUUGGGUGUCAACAAUGCCGUCGCUGGCACCUCCAACCUUCUGCGACCAUCGAAGGAAACAGCCGGCGGUCGCGGCCGGCUCAAAGCGGGGGCUCUGAGCGCGGCGCUGAUUGGGCAAUGCGUGUCCAAGCCCUCGAUCACCAACUUCAUCGUCAAGCGCCCCUGGUUGAAGCGCUGGAUGACCCCUCUCGCCAACUGGUACACCGACGCCGCCGGCUACAGAAAGUUGGGCCUGAGGUCCCACUCUGCANGAGCCGACGACCUGAUCCCUGAGGAGUCCGAGACCGUCCUCCUCGCCCUCAAGCGUCUCCCGCCCAAGGAGGCCUACGACCGUGUCUUCCGCAUGCGCCGCGCUUUCCAGUGCUCCAUCUCACACCAGCUUCUCCCCAAGAACGAGCAGACCAAGCCCGAGGAGGUGCGUCCCCAACAACACACCCGUCCUUUUUCUCGAAGCACACUUCUAGGAGAAUUGAAGAGCCAAUUGCUUACACACACUGCAGNNGAUGUCCCAUACUUGAGCCCCAUCAUCAAGGAGAUCGAGUCCGAGAGAAGAGAGAGAAUGGACCUCGAUGCCAUGGUCAUCAAGAAAUAA
Aureobasidium vineae is the source of this 645-nucleotide messenger RNA. NCBI's taxonomy places the organism in Eukaryota, Fungi, Ascomycota, Dothideomycetes, Dothideales, Saccotheciaceae. The record is from the annotation of a GenBank genome assembly.